UACGCGUGCCGGAAGUAGAAGUUCACACACAUGUGAAAAAUGGCUGAAGCAAUGAGAGCAAACGUAGCCGCCUUAUUGAAAGGAAUUGAUAGAUACAAUCCAGAAAACCUACUAACUCUGGAAAAAUACAUGGCAGCCCAAGCACAGGAGAAUACGUAUGAUCUGGAGGCUAACCUGGCUGUACUUAAAUUAUACCAGUUUAACCCAAAUCACUACCAGGCUAGUGUGGCUGCCCAGAUCCUGUUGAAAGCUCUCACCAACCUCCCACACACAGACUUUACACUGUGUAAAUGUCUCAUAGAGUCAACAAAGCAUGAAGGAGAGGCUAUGACACCAGUCAUACAUUUAGCAGAUCUGUUGGAAACCUGUCAAUUUCAUGAGUUCUGGAAAGAGUUAAAAAGCAACCCUUUAGUAACAUCAAACAUAAAAGGUUUUGACGACUCAAUACGGAAAUUUGUGUGUCAUGUGAUCGGAGCGACUUAUGAGACGAUACCUGUCCACACACUAACUGAGCUGUUGGGAGAUGUCACAGAGGAGCAGGUACGACAAUGGAUCAACAAAUAUGGAUGGACCCUUCAAAAUGAUGGCAAUGUCUUCAUCCUGAACCAAGAGGAAAAUGUCAAAACAAAAAAUAUCACAGAAAAAAUCACAUUCGAAAGUGUAUCUGGUAUCAUGGCUGCAAGUCGCUGACAGGUGAUGGAGACUGUACAUACAAACUCAGUGCUAUUGUAUUUAUUCUUCUGUGAGGAUGUGGGUCUUCCAUUUCUGCAAGACUUUCAAAUCUGUGAUGCAGAUGGAGACCAAAGAAAGACCUGACAUUUUGUUGGCUUGAACUGGAAUCCGAAACAGCAUACAGAAACAUCAACAAACAUUUCCUUUAGACUAAUAAAUUACUGGCAUUCAACAACAAA
Molecule: messenger RNA, 911 nt
Organism: Mizuhopecten yessoensis (Yesso scallop)
Lineage: Eukaryota; Metazoa; Mollusca; Bivalvia; Pectinida; Pectinidae
Product: eukaryotic translation initiation factor 3 subunit K-like
Exons: 8
Coding region: 40-690 (216 amino acids)
Biological process (GO): regulation of translational initiation
Cellular component (GO): cytoplasm; eukaryotic translation initiation factor 3 complex
Molecular function (GO): ribosome binding; translation initiation factor activity
Source: RefSeq, a predicted model, not a curated record